Microplitis demolitor is the source of this 987-nucleotide messenger RNA. RefSeq lists its product as uncharacterized. The coding region runs from base 1 to 987 and encodes 328 amino acids. The record is from RefSeq and is a predicted model, not a curated record. The transcript is spliced from 2 exons. NCBI's taxonomy places the organism in Eukaryota, Metazoa, Arthropoda, Insecta, Hymenoptera, Braconidae.
AUGGUAGACACGAUGAAUGACCAAACGGAUGCAAACUCGUCAUCUGAUCCGUACGCUUUGCUCGGCGAAUUCGGCAGCGUGCCACCACCAGGUACCCUACAAGCGUUCCAACAGGCCAACCUCAACGCGGGAAAUCAACAACAGCAAAACAACAACAACAACAACGGUUCAAACAUUCCACAACCAGGGAUGUUUUCUGCGGACACACCUGAAGUGUGGUUUGCCAUCGCUGAAGCAGACUUCACCGCGAACCGCAUCACAAGCGACAACCAAAAGUACAGUCAAACAUUGAAAGCCCUCCCAAUCAGCAUCUCGAAGCAGCUCUGGGACAUCAUCAGCAAUCCACCACCUCAAGAUAAGUAUCCUUCACUUAAAAACGCCAUACUCAGCCGUUUCUCUGAUUCUAGACAAACACAGCUUCACAAGCUCUUGAGAGACAUGACACUGGGUGACAGGAGACCCUCACAGCUCCUCCGAGAAAUGCGCGAACUGGCCAGAGGAUCAAUUGACGACGAGGCGAUGCGCCAGCUCUGGAAAGAGCGUCUUCCAGCUACGGUACGUCCAUAUCUCCUGGUUUCACCGAACCUCAAUGACCUCAAGAGCCUGGCGGAGAUGGCAGACCGCCUCGUGCUCAACAUGGGCAACAGCUCGGUCUACGCAGUUCACAACAAAGAUCAUUCACCCUCUACAGGACAGACUCAUCUCGAGCAACAAUUGCUGGAUCUUAGACUAACGACGAAAAACUGCCAACAGGAUAUCAGCAACUUACAACAACAGCUACAGCAGCAGCUACUUCUGAUAAACAAUCUGACGCAACAAACCUCGAGAGUAAAUCAAAACAACCGAGGACAUCACUCCAGGGCCAGGUCCAUCACACCCAAUCGCAACGGGUAUUGCUAUUAUCACAGCCGAUGGGGUAUUGACGCAUGCAAAUGUAUCCAGCCUUGCAAAUUCAACCCCAUCGUGCCCAACAACCAGGGAAACUAG